GGGGGAGAGUAUUUAAGUAAAGAAAUCCGGGGCUUUGGAGCAUUACCUUCGGUGCUGACGACAGGGCACCAUCUGAGACAGCUGGGAUAUAGAUCACUGUAAAAGAAUUUACUCCUCAGUCACCGCUGUACGACUCACUAUUCGAGCGACGUUUUCUGUAAAUCUGUCAGUUGCUUUGAGAUUCUGAAUCUCGACAAUGUCUUGGCUCGCUCACGCUGCGCGGAUCUUCUUCUUCUUCGUGUUGUGCCUUGUACACCAGGGCAGGACUUCGCAGGCCAGUCUCCCUGAUGUCAUCAUAGGAGACCCGAAUUCGGGAAAAUAUGACGUCCUGGGCCCCGCCAUAUCCGAGAAGGAGCUGGAGGAGAGCUUGAGCCUCAACAUUACUGCAGAGGACUUCGACUCCAAGGGGGACCCGAUCUCCACCUCGGGAUUCUACCAGGGGGACAUCAUGGUCGAGGAUGAGGAUCACCUCAUCCAGAUAGUCAACGGCGACCCACAAGGCCAACUCAGCGCCAUCAGGAAUCCGCAAAGGGCUUGGCCGGGAGGAUCGAUUCCUUACGUCAUAUCCUCCUCUUUCUCAAGCCAAGAGAGGGCGCUGAUAGCCAGAGCAAUGGCCGAGUAUCACCAGAAGACGUGCAUCCGCUUUGUGCCGAGGUCGUCGCACCGUGAUUACAUCCACAUCUUACGAGGGCGAGGGUGCUCCAGUUCAGUUGGACGAAAUGGCGGCUCCCAGGUCGUAUCUCUGGGCAACGGCUGCGUUCAUUUCGGUGUCAUCAUCCACGAGCUCAUGCACGCAGCCGGUUUCUGGCACGAGCAGUCUCGUUACGAUAGAGACAAUUACGUCACUAUCUACUGGGCUAAUAUUCUCCCUGGUCUCCAAUAUAAUUUUGAUAAGAACUCCAACGCCUUUACGACCGACUUAGGCCUACCUUACGACUAUGCGUCCAUCAUGCACUACGGUACGGAUGCUUUCACCAGGCGCUACGGAUCCCCAACCAUUGUUCCCAAGAGAUCAGGAGUCACCAUCGGACAGCGAAGUGGGUUUUCUCAGCUGGAUGUACAAAGCCUCAACUUGCUGUACAAGUGUUCUGGUGUCAAACCAACCCCUGGUCCAGAACCAAAGCCAGCAGGAUGCACAGACAAUCAUCACCACUGCUCAUCUUGGGCAUCUUUCGGGUACUGUGGGAGCAAUCCAGGCUACAUGCACAUCAACUGCAGAAAGUCAUGCAAUACAUGCAAUGGAGGUACUUGCACGGACAUCGGAAAAUACUGCGUUAGCUGGGCUGCACAGGGAGAAUGCCAGAAAAAUCCUGCGUAUAUGCAGCAAUACUGCAAGCAGUCUUGCAAGCUCUGUGGGAGCGCUAAGAGCAGCUGUUACGAUUACAACCAAUACUGCGGAGAUUGGGCCAAGAAAGGAGAAUGCAAGAGGAAUCCUGCUUACAUGCGACUGAGCUGCAAGAAGUCCUGUGGAAUGUGUUGACGUAUAGGUACAAUACCUAGAAAUGAUCAUUUGUAGUUCAUUUGUAUGUUGUUAAUGUAGUACUGUUGAUUUUCACAAUUUUUUAUGAAAUAAAAAUAUUGAUUUCUUGUAAA
Messenger RNA from Macrobrachium nipponense, 1593 nucleotides. Its product is annotated as zinc metalloproteinase nas-4-like. The transcript is spliced from 9 exons. Gene Ontology annotation, molecular function: zinc ion binding; metalloendopeptidase activity. Gene Ontology annotation, biological process: proteolysis. Lineage: Eukaryota; Metazoa; Arthropoda; Malacostraca; Decapoda; Palaemonidae. Bases 197 to 1480 code for a protein of 427 amino acids. The record is from RefSeq and is a predicted model, not a curated record.